AUGCUCUAUAUGUGCGUAACAUCAAUCUCUAUCGGAUUCCAUAUCAAUGGAGCGUCGACAGCUUUUCAAAGCGCAUCUCAACUACGAGCUAUACUAGAUGAAUUCCCGCGAAUUGAAAGUGACUAUGGUUUCGCUGGUGACAACCCCACACGAUGCUUGCCAGCCCCAAAGUACCGCCGGCAAAGCAUGAAAUAUAUGGGAAAAGGUGCCAUCCAUUUUCGAGAUAUCCACUUCAGCUAUCCAAGCAGGCCAGACGUUGAGGUUUUAAAGGGAGUUUCGUUUUAUGUCGAAGCUGGUGAGAAGAUUGCACUGGUUGGCUCUAGUGGCUCCGGGAAAAGCACUCUUACAGCACUUUUACUUCGAUUCUACGACCCUGAUAGCGGAUCGCUCGCUUCUGCUCGAGCACGUGCGAAUGAAUACUCAUGGCAACAGUCUCCACAGUUGUACCUUCGGCAUCCAAUCGAUUUAAUUUGUUUUCUCUCUGAAAUGUAA
Molecule: messenger RNA, 492 nt
Organism: Haemonchus placei
Lineage: Eukaryota; Metazoa; Nematoda; Chromadorea; Rhabditida; Trichostrongylidae
Source: the annotation of a GenBank genome assembly